AUGACGGCGGUAGUGGCUUUGGAACUGGUGUGCUACAAGGUUGACAUCGCCGCACUCAGUGAGACCCGGUCCUCCGAAAAAGGCCAUUGGAAGAGGUUGGUGCUGACUACACCUUCUUCUUGAACGGUCGCCACAAGGCAGAACAACGUAACUCGGGCAUCGCCUUUGCCAUCCGGGACGACAUCGCGGGACGACUGGCCUGUCUGACGCAAGGCAUCAGCGAUCGCCUAAUGAGCCUGCUUCUUCGGAGAUGCAAAUUCUUCACUAUCGUCAGCGCUUAUGCCCUAACAAUGACCGACUCAGACGAGGCGAAGCCCAAGUUCUACGAGGACCUGUACGCCCUUCUGGCGUCUGUACCGAAGGCGGAUCAUCUGAUUGUCCUUGGUGACUUCAGUGCACGCCUCGAGACGAUGUGCUGCCUGAAAGGGAGUGCUGGGUCCUCACAUAACCGCCGGUUGCAACGGCAAUGACCCCUCCUGCUGCGGACCUGCGCCGAACACGGACUCAUUCUGACCAACACCUUCAGCCUACCGACUCGGAUGGCUUGCAAUGCCAAGGAGAUCUAGGGAUAUGCCGACUGCAACUAAUCCUAAAACUUCUUUAUUGCGACCAGGACGACCUACGACCUCCAACGAAAUAAAUCGCGCCAACUCCAAUGGAUCAACGCUUUUGCGGAAAAGUCGAAGAUUCUGAAGCGUUGGGCUGAGCACUUCAGAAGCGUCCCCAGCUGUCCCCUCACAAUCUCCGACGCCACCACUGGCCGGUUCUCUCAAGAGGAAAUCUACACCUACCUGGAUCUCCCACCCUCUCUCCUAGAAAUCAUUCACGUCGUGUAA
Molecule: messenger RNA, 836 nt
Organism: Spirometra erinaceieuropaei
Lineage: Eukaryota; Metazoa; Platyhelminthes; Cestoda; Diphyllobothriidea; Diphyllobothriidae
Source: the annotation of a GenBank genome assembly